This is a messenger RNA of Anopheles stephensi (Asian malaria mosquito), 2469 nucleotides long. It is a transcript of the gene gfzf, whose product is annotated as glutathione S-transferase 1-1. Lineage: Eukaryota; Metazoa; Arthropoda; Insecta; Diptera; Culicidae. Gene Ontology annotation, molecular function: glutathione transferase activity. Gene Ontology annotation, biological process: glutathione metabolic process. The record is from RefSeq and is a predicted model, not a curated record. Bases 844 to 1554 code for a protein of 236 amino acids. The transcript is spliced from 2 exons.
AAACAUUCAUUAUUAAGAAGAUAACUUAGUGUAUAGCGACGUAAUUCUAAAUGAUCAUCUUUCUCAUUUAUGACGCUCCAACUGGAUCUGGAAGCUGUGGAUCAUUUUACAAAAACUGCAACCAACUGUAAUAUUAUUUUAAUUGUUAGGAAUCUUGCCCCCAGUUGUUAAUCCCUUUAUUCAUUUACGGUAAUUUUCGGACAUAGGGCAAAAGAUCUGUUUUUUUUUUUAAUGCGUGAUACGUGCACACGUUUCGUUAACACCUCUGAUAGCUUUUGGAAUAGAACCAAUCGCACAUUUAAUAUUAGCGUAACUGAAAUAGCUCAUCAGCUCCGAGUGCACUGCAAAUCUACACUCGUAUCAAAAUUACAUGGGGCACUUUCAAGAAAUAACUUGAAAAUAAAAAUGAUCGUCAGUAGCCGCCAUACGCCAUACUACGCCAUACGUUUGGUUUAGUUAUGCAAGGCAGGAAUAGAUAAAAGAUAAAUCCAACUGUUUUAAAUGUUUUAUAUCUUUAUGGUUGAGUUUUCUGUCUCUUCCUUGUAUUUAUGGUUGUAGCGGAGUGUGUAUUGUGUAAUCUUACUCAUACAGAUGAUCAGACAGAUGCCGACACUAACACAUGCAUCGCUGACUUGCUUAAAAAUAAUUUUAUUCCAAGCUACUUUCACAGUCAGGGAUCUGGAAGUACGCUAAACCGGUUUCCUUUUAGAUGGUUCAUCGUAUUACUCCAGGUGUUACGACAUUUGUAGCAUAUUAAUAGCGAUUCAAUAGCAGCACAUAGCAUUCGUGCACCAGUGUUCCAUCGCGUUGCAUUUGUUCCGAUUUGUGGCUAUAUUCUGUGAAAUGAAGCUCUAUGCGGUAUCUGAUGGUCCACCAUCAUUGGCUGUUCGGAUGGCCCUAGAAGCAUUAAACAUCCCUUACGAUCACAUAAGCGUGGAUUAUGGCAAAGCGGAACACCUUACGGAGGACUACAAAAAAAUGAAUCCGCAGAUGGAAAUUCCGGUUCUGGAUGAUGAUGGAUUUUUCUUGAGUGAAAGUAAUGCAAUCCUGCAGUACCUUUGCGAAAAGCACGCCCCGACAAGCGAGCUGUACCCAAAAGACCCCAAGGAACGUGCACUUGUUAAUCACCGACUUUGUUUUAAUUUGGCUUAUUUGUAUCCGGAAAUAUCGGCCUAUGUUAUGGCACCGAUUUUCUUUGAUUACCAACGUACGGAAAUGGGCUUAAAAAAGCUGAAUAGGGCAUUGGCUGCAUUUGAGUCGUAUCUAAAGCGCACUGGUACAAUGUACGUUGCAGGCAAUAGGCUAACGAUUGCCGAUUUCCCCUUGGUAACAUCUAUAAUGUGUCUAGAAGCGAUUGCAUUCGAUUUGAGCAACAACUAUCCAUCUGUUCAGAAGUGGUACACUGGUUUCAAACAGGUUCAUCCUAAGUUGUGGAUAAUCGCCGCGAAAGGAAUGGAGGAGAUAGCUGGUUUCGAGAAAAACCCGCCAGAUCUAACCGGUAUGGUGCAUCCAAUUCAUCCGAUCCGUAAGUCUGGAGAAAAAUUAACCAAGUAAAUCAAAAACAUGCAUUUGAUUUGAAAUUAAAAAAAUACACAUUUCAUUCAUCGAGAUCGGACGUACGCGUUCUGUGCACGAUCUUUGGCUUUUCAUUGGAGAUGACCACUGGAGCGAAAGCUCUGUUUUUGGACAAACAUAAAUAUCUAUAAAUCCAAUUAUCAGAGUGAUGGCCAAACGAUGAGUCAACUUUAACCUAAAUCUACUGAUAGAUUUGGCUAAAGAACUUUAGCCUAAAUCUGUUGAAUAGAAUUACUCUUUUAAAAUGCAUCAGGAUAUGCAAAUUGGAGCCAAGAGUUGAGAAAUGCGUCUAAAAAACGAUUAGGAAAACAAGGUGGAUUUGAGUUUGGUUUUGGUGUAUCGCCAACGUUCAGUAAUGGUAAGAAAUAUUGCAGAACAUAAUUAUUUCAGUCCACUACUGUAAUCAUUUUUAACAUAAGCAUUCAAACCCCAAAUGAUGAAGGCAGAUUGUUGUGUAAGUAAGCCAAUGACUCACAGUGACUUUUAUUUUAUUGCAAGUUUCUCAUAACCUAAAAAAAUAUCUGUGCUCAAUACGCGUAAAUAGAUUUCUCUCUUAAUCUCUCUGUUUCUCUCGCUCUCUUAUUCUCUCUGUAUCUCUCUCCCUCGCUCGUUAUCUUUCUUUCCCUCUGUUAUUGUUGUUCUCUCUGUUUCUCUCUUGCUAUUCUGUUAAUAAUUAGUACAAAAUCGUUAUUUUUUAUCUGUAUUUUGUGAACCAUAUACACUUACAUAUUUAUGUUCAAAGUAUAAUUUCCGACAUUAUUACGCAAGCCAUAUCGCUAGUAUAGAAUAUUGGUAAUAUCAACAGUCGGCUUCACACCAUAAGCCGCAAACAUCUAAAUCAUGCACGGGACAGAAAUAAAGAUAAAUCUAACCUUAUGUUAUCUUAUCGUAAAA